AUGAAAAAUAAUGGACUACACUGGUGUUGCGAAAGCUGUAGGAAACUUGGUGUGAAUUAUUACCGUUUUUUCCAAGAUACUAAGAAGAAAUUUAUGGAACUUCAAGACGAUGCUAAUAAGUUAAAUGAUCGUAUAUCAGAAUAUGGCAAUUUGUUUGAUGAUUAUAAAUCAUUAGAUAAUCUUAAGUCCCCGCCUCAAUCUUCUCCUAAACGCCGCAAAUCCGCAAGAAACGCAAAUAAGGAAAAACGUGAUGAGCAACCUUCUACUUCUGUUUCUGGACCGCCUAGUAAUUCUGAUCCAUCUGUACCUAGUAAUUCCGAUCCAUCUGUACCAACUGAUUGCAAUUUCCCAUCCUCGAAUGCUCCCAAAUUAAAUUGUAAUAAUUUACAAUUAAGUUAUGCAGAUGCUGUUUUAAAUACUGCUAAUAUAAACAAUAAUACUUCUUACAAUCCUCCACAACUGCUAAAUAAUGAAAACGUCCGUAUUCCUCUACGAGCAAUACCUCCUAAAAAAACAAUAUUUAUUUCCCGCUUGGCAAACGAUACUACAACUGAAUCUGUUGACUACUACGUGAAAAAUAUAAUUGGAAAUGAAGCUGAUAUUUCAAUACAAAAGUUUAACUUUCCCCAACCCAGAUCUAUCUCAUCAUUUAAAAUUACUGUUUCCAUUGAUAUUUUUAAAACCUUAGUUGAUCCGAAUUUCUGGCCUAUAAAUACACUUGUUCGUGAAUAUAUUUACAGACCUAGGCCACAAAAUAUCGCGGUACUUCCACAACGUGAAUUUGUUGCUCCAAAAAACUAA
Molecule: messenger RNA, 801 nt
Organism: Calliphora vicina (urban bluebottle blowfly)
Lineage: Eukaryota; Metazoa; Arthropoda; Insecta; Diptera; Calliphoridae
Exons: 1
Coding region: 1-801 (266 amino acids)
Source: RefSeq, a predicted model, not a curated record